Molecule: messenger RNA, 713 nt
Organism: Panicum hallii
Lineage: Eukaryota; Viridiplantae; Streptophyta; Magnoliopsida; Poales; Poaceae
Product: acyl carrier protein 3, mitochondrial
Exons: 3
Coding region: 149-577 (142 amino acids)
Biological process (GO): fatty acid biosynthetic process
Cellular component (GO): mitochondrion
Molecular function (GO): acyl carrier activity; acyl binding
Source: RefSeq, a predicted model, not a curated record
CCACGACGCGAGCCGCACGUGAGAGAAGCCGCCGCCGCCUUCCCUUUUGCUGUCGCGGCUUCCAAAUUCUUCUUCUUCCUUGCCUCCACCAUUCCAUCGUCAUCUAUCGAUCUAUCCCAUCAAAUCCCGUGAAGGAAUCUAGCGCGAGAUGCAAGCUGUGCGAGCCCUUGCGCUGCAGCACCUGCGGCUCCGCGCGCCGCCCUCCGUCGCUGCCCGUGUAGGCGGCUCGGGGCCGGCGGCGGUGGCGCAGUGCUGGUUCGCUCGGGGGAUGAGCGCGCCGGCGGACGGCGGCGGAGACGGUGGCUCCGGCUCCGAUAGCGCCGUCAGGGCGCGCGUCGUCGAGCUAGUCAGGAAGUUCGACAAGAUCGACGCCGACAAGGUGACUGAGAUGGCAGAUUUCCAAAAGGACCUGAGCUUGGACAGCUUAGACCGGGUGGAGCUUGUUAUGGCUUUUGAGCAAGAGUUCUCCAUCGAGAUCCCUGAUGACAAGGCUGACAAGCUUACCUGCUGUGCCGAUGUUGCAAAAUAUAUCAUAUCAGAAUCUCAAUCCAGUAAUAAAAAUGCUGGUAGCUCCUGAGCCACCAACUGGAUGGCAUGAGAGGUGGUGCCAUAUGGCUGGACCACGUCACUGCAACCUGUGAACCGUGGCCUGUGCUAUGGAAGAGAAUGAGCCAGGAUAGCACCCGCCUUAUCCUUUCCUCUUGCUCCUGGAC